Echinops telfairi (small Madagascar hedgehog) is the source of this 2171-nucleotide messenger RNA. RefSeq names its product glycine-N-acyltransferase like 3 (gene GLYATL3). Gene Ontology annotation, cellular component: mitochondrion. The record is from RefSeq and is a predicted model, not a curated record. NCBI's taxonomy places the organism in Eukaryota, Metazoa, Chordata, Mammalia, Afrosoricida, Tenrecidae. The transcript is spliced from 6 exons. Bases 133 to 999 code for a protein of 288 amino acids. Gene Ontology annotation, molecular function: glycine N-acyltransferase activity.
CAUAGAGUUAAAGAAGAAGCUGUCCAUUUACGUGGGAAGCUCUACUCUGCUGGCACACAACUGAAAGGCCUCCGUAUUCAGAUUGAACUCUCAAGAGCAGGGAGACGUGGAAUUGCAAGAGUUCUGGAAAAGAUGAUAGUGCUAAAUUGUUCCACCAAAUUACUAAUAUUGGAGAAAAUGUUGAAGAGUCACUUUCCUGAAUCACUCAAGGUUUAUGGAGCAGUGAUGAACAUAAAUCGUGGAAAUCCUUUUCAGAAGGAAGUAGUGUUGGAUUCAUGGCCAGACUUCAAAGCUGUUGUCACCCGGCGGCAGAGAGAGGCUGAGACAGAUGACUUGGACCAUUAUACGAAUGCCUAUGCUGUGUUCUACAAGGAUGCUCAGGCUUACAGACAGCUAUUGGAAGAACGUGAUGUUAUCAACUGGGACCAGAUUUUUCAAAUACAAGGGCUACACAGUGACUUAUAUGAUGUUUCCAAAGCUGUGGCAGAUUCCAAGUUUUUGGAUAUAAAGCUAACGUCCUUCCGGGCAGUUCGUUUUUCUCCUGUUUCAACUCUGCCAGACAUCAGUUCCUUGAUGGGGUCUUCUCCACGACUGACCUCCUUGAGCGUUGCUGAUGCUGACUUACUCAACCAGACUUGGUCGCGGGGCGGCAAUGUACAGUGUCUCCGAUACCUCGCUAACCUCAUCUCCUGCUUCCCCAGUGUGUGUGUCCGUGAUGAGAGGGGGAGCCCCGUCUCCUGGUCGAUCACGGACCAGUUUGCCACCAUGUGCCAUGGCUAUACCCUGCCAGAACAUCGCAGGAAAGGGUACAGCCGGCUGGUGGCCCUCACUCUGGCCAGGAAGCUGCAAAGCCGGGGGUUCCCCUCGCAGGGCAAUGUCCUCGAUGGCAACACCUCAUCGAUAGGUCUCCUGGAGAGUGUCCAUGCUGAGUUUUUGCCUUGUCGCUUUCGUAGACUGAUUCUCACCCCUGCCGCUUUCUCUGCCCAGGCUGGCCUCUAGCCCAGAGAAACUCCUGGGAUGUAUGUACUUUCCCUGAACACAUAUCCGCAUCUUAGCCGGCAGUAUGGGGAGAAUUAAAAAUGGGAUCUGGUGAAUCGAAGGUUAUUGGUUAGAGGAAACAUGCAAGAUGAGCUCGGAGAAGCCUUUAAUGCCCAGGUGUCUGUGCUAAGUCACUAUAAGGGUCAGGAAUCACGGUGGCUGAGAAAAGAAGGUGGUUCUUACUUUGGGAUCCACUCCAGGAAAAAAAUAAAAGGAUUUUAAAGCUAGCUUUUCUCAGCUCGGUGGCAGACAUGUCACAAGAGAGCAAAUGAUUUGAAUAGGAGCAUUUGGCCAUUGCUCUCUUAUUACUGCUUGAUCUCUGUAUAGACCAGCUCCUCACUGCCAUGAUCCUCCAGCUGCCUAGUACUGUAUUUCUCCAAUCUCCGUUCUUAACUCUGGUGACCCAAGUUCUCUACAGAAUGCCCUGUGUUUCCCCUUUACUGCCUCUCUGCUGUGUCUGUAGCUCCAGCCUGUACUUCUUCUUUUACAGUAAUGAAGGGUUCACAGCCAUGAUUCUCCUAUCUAAUGUACACCACAGCACAGCCCUUGGUGGAGAGGGUGCAACAUAGAUGGCUGACACCCACUCCCAGAGUUCCUGAUUCUGUAGGACUAGGACCGAGCCUGAAGAUUUGCAUGGUUAGCAAAUCCCCAGCACAUGCUGAUUCCCGUGUCUGGUAACCAGGAUUUGAGAGCCGCUGCUCUAUUACCACAGGCGGAGGAAGGGAACCUGGGUGUAACCAGAUGAUGGCAGCAUAGGGCAUCCAAGUAGGCCUUCCCAAUCACAACUCCAGUCCCCUCAUUUAAAAUCCACAUUUUAGGAGAAACAACGCUAUCCCUGUAGUUACAAGCGCACUUGGGAAUACAUACUAUAUACAUACAAAUGUUCCUUUCCUAUUUUCUCUAAAGACACUUAUAUACUAAUAGAAUUGAGAUAAUACAAACCUUUAAUCCUCAUUAUAUAUGAACAAUUUGAGAACCAGGGAAAAUAAGUGACUUAUUCUAGAUCAUCUAAGUAAUCCAUUUCAGAGGCUGAACCAUAACUUUGUGAUUUUUGGUUACUUCUCUAUGGCUCUUUUCACUAAAACAUGCUGUUUUAGGGUUUCUUCUUGGUAAAAUAAAAUUUCAUUCUAUUA